Arabis nemorensis is the source of this 573-nucleotide messenger RNA. NCBI's taxonomy places the organism in Eukaryota, Viridiplantae, Streptophyta, Magnoliopsida, Brassicales, Brassicaceae. The record is from the annotation of a GenBank genome assembly.
AUGUCAUCUCCUCCCGUCGAAACCACCGGGCCUUGCACACGUGUAUUCUGGGACCUUAUGGAUUUCCCAUUCCCUGAUGGUGUUGAUCCUGUUUCGAUUUAUAAGAAGAUGCAACUAAUUCUCGAGAAUGAGGGUUUUCGUGGUCAAUUGUCAAUCAUGGCCUACGUUGAUGAAGAAACAUUUUCGGAUGAAUUGUACGACGAUUAUGAGAACGCCGGAAUCACCGUCAUUUACCUUCCCGAAGGGAGUAAACAUCAUAGAUGUCGUAUGAUGUUUACGGACAUUACUUGGUGGUUACAGGAAAACUGUGAGAACCCUUUUACACCAAGAAAUUUGAUAGUAGUCUCAAAGCUAGACGGAGGAAAAUCGCGUUUCCUCAAACAUCUUGAAAACUGGGUAUAUGUAGACUACAAUGUUCUCUUAGCAAUGCCUCACCAGCCUCAACUGACUCGAGUUAUCUCGUCAAGGAUACGUACUAGGCUACAAACUGUUACCUUUAACUGGCUUUCGAUAAGCCUUUCGACGACUAAAGUACAAGGGCGUACCCACAAGUGGAAGAGCAUAGAUGACUGA